Nanorana parkeri is the source of this 5424-nucleotide messenger RNA. RefSeq names its product laminin subunit beta 2 (gene LAMB2). Gene Ontology annotation, biological process: substrate adhesion-dependent cell spreading; cell migration; basement membrane assembly. Gene Ontology annotation, cellular component: laminin trimer. Gene Ontology annotation, molecular function: integrin binding; extracellular matrix structural constituent. The transcript has 33 exons. The coding region runs from base 85 to 5424 and encodes 1779 amino acids. NCBI's taxonomy places the organism in Eukaryota, Metazoa, Chordata, Amphibia, Anura, Dicroglossidae. The record is from RefSeq and is a predicted model, not a curated record.
UCCCAGAGGAUCCCAUAAUCCGGCGUGAGGUUAAUGAAGUCGCAGCAUCUCGGUCACUGGUGAGAAGUGUCCAUCCUGUCCGCGAUGUUGCCAGGACUCGUAGUGGUGGCGGCUCUGGUGGUGAGCGUAUUGUCCCAGUAUCCCGAGCAGCCCCAUGGCUGUUCUCAAGGCAGCUGCUAUCCGGCCACUGGGGACCUGCUUGUUGGCCGAGCUGACAAACUCAAGGCCACGUCAACCUGCGGGCUCCAGAGAGCGCAACCCUAUUGUAUCGUGAGUCAUCUUCAGGAUGAGAAGAAGUGCUUCGUCUGUGACUCCAGAAGGCCUUAUAACCAGCUGACCAACCCCAUCAGUCACCGCAUUGAAAAUGUCAUUACCACGUUCGCUGAAGGUCGCAAGAAAGCCUGGUGGCAGUCAGAGAACGGAGCCUCUGAAGUGAGCAUUCAACUGGACCUGGAGGCUGAAUUUCACUUCACUCACCUGAUCAUGACCUUCAAGACAUUCAGACCGGCAUCCAUGUUGGUUGAGCGCUCGUCAGACUUUGGUCGAAGUUGGCAAGUUUACCGGUACUUUGCUUACGACUGCGCAGCCGUCUUCUCUAAUAUUUCCCGGAACACUCUGAGAAAAGUGGACGAUAUCAUCUGUGAAUCCCGCUACUCCGAAAUUGAGCCGUCAACAGAAGGAGAGGUGAUAUACAGAGUUUUGGAUCCAGCAAUCUCAAUCAGAGACCCUUAUAGCCCCCGGAUCCAGAAUCUUCUCAAAAUUACCAACCUGAGGAUCAAUUUCACCAGACUGCACACGCUGGGCGAUAACUUGCUCGAUUCCCGCCAGGAGAUUAAAGAGAAGUAUUACUAUGCUCUCUAUGAGCUGGUGGUCAGAGGAAACUGCUUCUGCUACGGACAUGCCUCCGAGUGCGCGCCCAUCCAAGGCAUCUCCAAGGAUGAAGAGGGCAUGGUUCAUGGCAGAUGUGUAUGUAAACACAACACGAAUGGGCUGAACUGUGAGCAGUGUGACAGUUUCUUCAAUGACCUUCCCUGGAGGCCAGCCGAGGGACGCAGCACAAAUGCUUGUAAAAAGUGCAAUUGCAACAACCAUUCUAGAAAGGGCCACUUCGACAUGGCGGUCUACCUGUCCACCAGGAACACGAGCGGAGGCGUUUGUGACGACUGCCAGCACAAUACAAUGGGGAGGAACUGUGAGCUGUGCAAGCCUUUCUACUACAAAGAUCCCACUAAGGACAUCCGAGAUAGCAACGUGUGCAAAGCUUGUGACUGUGACCCAGACGGCUCUCUUAACGGCGGUCUCUGUGACGCUCAGGACGAUUCAGCUUUGGGUCUCAUUGCCGGACAAUGCCGAUGCAAAGACUUUGUUGAAGGUCCCCGAUGUGACAGAUGCAAGUCUGGAUUUUUCGGUCUCAGCGCUGGCAGCUUCCAAGGAUGCAGAAGAUGUCAGUGUGACACAAGAGGAACCAUUUCCGACGGCACCCAGUGUGAUUCUAUCAGCGGGGACUGCUUCUGUAAACGCUUUGUAACUGGACGCAGCUGUAACCAAUGCCUGCCGGAAUACUGGGCGCUUAGUAAUGACCUUCAUGGAUGCCGGUCAUGUGACUGCGAUGUCGGAGGUGCAUGGGAUAACCAGUGCUCCUCAGAGACAGGCCAGUGCCGCUGCAGGAACAACAUGGUCGGCAGACAGUGUAAUAUGGUGAAAUCCGGCUCCUACCGUAUCAACUUGGAUCACUACACCUAUGAGGCUGAGUCUGCACUACUCCGACAGGGAUGCUCUGUGUUGGAGCGGGAACGUAUGGUGGGCCGCCCCGCUACAUGGACUGGACCUGGAUUUGCUCUGGUCCCUGAGGGUGGAGUUAUAGAAUUUCAGAUCAGCAAUAUUCCAUUCUCAAUGGAGUAUGACACCAUCAUACGCUAUGAGCCCAAGUUUCCAGAGACAUGGCAGCAGGUGAAGAUAACAGUUAUCAGGCCCGGGCCUAUUCCAUCCAGCAGUUCCUGUGGUAACACCAUCCCCGCUGAUGAUGUCAUGACCGCGUCAUUUCCGACUACAUCCCGACAUGUUGCCUUGGCUCAGCCAAUCUGCUUGGAGCGUGGGGUCAGUUACACCAUCCGCCUGGAUUUCACCAAGUACAACCUACGGGAGAAGGUACCAGGAGCCAACAUCCUUAUAGAUUCGCUGGUCCUCGUUCCUCGUUACUCCUCCUUGGAGAUGUUCAUUGCUGGUGACCCGGCCUCCAUUCAACGCAAAGAAGCCUUUGAGAGAUUCCGUUGCCACAGCAGCAAUAUCAAUGUGUUGAAAUCAUCCACCAAUGAGGUGUGCACCAAGUUCAUCACCAGCAUGUCUGCCGUCAUCCAUGAUGGUGCCCUUGCCUGUAAGUGUAACCCUCAAGGAUCUCUGAGCUCAGAGUGCGACCCUUACGGGGGACAGUGCCGAUGUAAGCCAAAUGUCAUUGGACGACGGUGCGACCAAUGUGCCCCUGGGACGCACGGAUUUGGAACUAGCGGCUGCAAAACCUGUGACUGUAAUCUGGAGGGAUCCUUGCAUGGCUUCUGCGACCAGAACAAUGGGCAGUGCCCUUGUCGGCCUGGUGCAUACGGCCCCAAGUGUGAUCGCUGCCAGCCGGGCCACUGGGGCUUUCCGAACUGCCGAAAGUGCCUAUGCAACGGCCACUCGGAGGAGUGCGACCAGAGGACGGGGGCUUGUCUGAAAUGCCGAGACAACAGUGUGGGAGACCGAUGUGAGAGAUGUGCUCCUGGUUUCUACGGAAACCCUGUACUUGGGUCAGGUGAUCAUUGUCGUCCGUGUCCAUGUCCAGAGGGUCCCAAUAGUGGGCGGAACUUUGCUGUAUCGUGUCACCAAGAACCGCGGUCAAGGCAGGUCAUCUGCAAUUGCAACCAGGGCUACACAGGACCGCGAUGUGACGAGUGCGCUCCUGGAUUCUACGGAAAUCCCUUUCAGGCUGGAGGACGCUGCCUGCCCUGUCAGUGUAACCAGAAUAUCGACAUGACCGACACUGGGUCCUGCGACCGCCGCACUGGCAUGUGCGUCAAGUGCCUGUACAACACAGAAGGACGGUUUUGUGAGCAAUGCCGCAAUGGCUACUAUGGCGAUGCAUCAAGACGCAACUGCCGGAAGUGUGUCUGCAACUUCCUGGGGACAGAUCGGGGUCAGUGCACCUCCAGAGACGACUGCCUGUGCCACAAAACAAGCGGCCAGUGCCAGUGUCUGCCCAAUGUCAAAGGACAGAGUUGUGACCGCUGCAGCCCCAACUUUUGGAACCUGGCAAGCGGAAAGGGAUGCGUCGCCUGCAACUGUGACCCCCACAACUCCUUCAGCUUAAGCUGCAAUGAGUUUACAGGGAGGUGUCAGUGCAGACCCGGAUUCGGAGGUUCAAUGUGUACGGAGUGCCAGGAAAAUUACUGGGGGAACCCCGGCUCUCAGUGCAGGGCUUGUGACUGCGACCGCCGUGGCAUUCAGUCUCCCCAAUGUAACCGUGGCACCGGCCACUGCACGUGUCGCCCCGGAGUCUCGGGCGUUCGCUGCGAUCAGUGUGCCCGCGGCUUCUCUGGACUGUUCCCUGACUGCCAGCCCUGCCACCAAUGCUUUGGAGACUGGGACCGCAUCGUCCAAGACUUGGCCAGCCGCACCCGAGGACUGGUACGCCGCGGCAAAGACAUCCAUCUGUCCGGCGUAGCUGGGGCCUACAGGAAAAACUUUAAGGACAUAGAGGACAAACUAGCCAAGGCGCGAAAGAUCGUCAACUCCCGAAAUGCAACGGUGGAGUCGGUGACAAAUCUGAUGAAAAUCAUGGAUGACCUAAGGAAUAGAAUUAACGAGUCAACAGAGGCGCUGACCCAGCUGGAGACCCAGCUGACCAAUGUGCAAGAUGAAAACUUUGACGCUAAUCACGAUCUUGUUGAGCUGGAGAGGGAGGCGCGCAGCUUAAACAUGACCGCUAAGGAAAGGGCACAUCAGCUGGACGUUCUGAAGAACUCCAACUUUUUAGGGGCCUAUGACAGCAUCCUCCGUUCCUACUCCCAGUCAAGACAGGCUGAGCAGCUGGCCAACGUGUCAGCGAUCAACGUCCCCAGCCCUGUUAGCGACUCGGCCAAAACUCGUCACAAAACGGAGCAGCUGAUAGCGAGAAACCUGGCUGAGUUUAACCGGAAGAACGCAGCUAACCGCCGGGCGCUCGGUGAUGUGACCGCUAAAGUGAACACACUCGACCUGAGGAAUGUCAAUGAAAAGGUUUGUGGGGCCUCCGGAGACGCUUCCUGCUCAGAGAGCCCCUGCGGGGUUGCCGGAUGCCGAGAUGAUGAAGGAAAGAGGCUCUGCGGGGGUCUGAACUGCAAUGGUGCUGUUGCAACCGCUGACAACGCUUUGGACCGCGCCAAGCAUGCUGAAGAAGAACUGCAGAGAGCCUUGGGAGAAGUGGAUGUCUUACUGCAAAAGGUGGCAGAGGCGAAGGCAAAGGCAGACAAAGCUAAGCAGAGGGCCCAGGCCACUCUUGAUCGUGCCAGUGAGACGAAAGGCAGAGUGGAGCGCUCUAAUAAAGAACUGCAGCAGCUCAUCCAGCAAAUUAAAGACUUUCUGAACCAGGAAGGAGCGGACCCGGACAGCAUUGAGAAAGUGGCGAGCGGAGUCCUGGAUCUCUCCAUUCCCGCUACUCCACAGCAGAUCCAGCGUCUUGCAGAAGAAAUCAAAGAUCGGGUGAACGCCCUGUCCGACGUUGACUCCAUUUUGGACCACACGGCCACUGAUGUUCGUAGGGCUGAACAGCUGCUAAACGAGGCCAAGCGAGCCAAGAUCCGGGCUGAGAAUGUGAAGAGUACAGCGGAGUCUGUGAAGAAAGCUUUGGAAGAUGCCAAGAAAGCUCAAAGUGCUGCCGAGGGGGCCAUCCAAAGCGCCACCGAUGACAUUAUAGACACAGAGACAAAGCUGACAGCGAUCCAAUUAGACACCUCAAGCGCUGAGAAUCGCCUGAACGAGGCUAUGGAUCGCGUGAAUGAUCUGGAUAAGCAAAUCGAUGCCCUGAAAGUCAAGCGGGCAGGGAACAGCUUGGCAGCAACUCGAGCAGAGGAGACAGCUAAUGCGGCACUUGAUAAGGCCAACGAGGCAAAGAAGGUGCUGGACGGGCAGCUUGGAGAUAAAUAUAAAAUGGUAAAGAACUUUGUCGAACACAAAGCCAAAAACAUAAAGGAUGCCAAGAAUAAAGCAGACCAGCUAAGGGAUGAAGCAAAGCAGCUUCUAGGCAACGCUCAGGAUAAGCUGAAGAAGCUGCAAGAACUGGAGGUCGCCUAUGAGAAAAAUGAGAUUAUUCUUCAAGAUAAAGCAAAGCAGCUGGAAGGCCUGGAAGAGAAAAUGAAAGACAUCCUCAAUGCCAUCAACCAACAAAUCCAGAUUUACAACACGUGCCAGUGA